AUGAUUAGAGGAGCAUCUUCAUCUACCAAUUCUAGCUUUAGUGGAUCUAAUGCACUCUCACAUGUUUACAUUCAAUACCCACCUCUAAGAUGCCAAGUUCCUGGAUCAAAAAGUUUGUUUUAUGAUGACGGGAAUAAACUGCUUCUCUCUUUGACAUCUAAUCAGGUUUUCUCAUGGAAAACUUUUCCAUAUAAUCUGAAUGUUGCUCCUUCAUCGGAUCCAAUAAGUGAAGGACCUGUGCUUUCUAUGCGAUAUUCGUUAGACCUCAAGCUUUUGGCUAUCCAGCGAUCUAGACAUGAGAUACAGAUCUGGAACAAAGAGACUGGAGAUGUUUAUAGUCAAAAGUGUAGGUCCGAGUCAGAAAGCAUUCUCGGUUUCUUUUGGACGGAUUGUCCUACCUGCGACAUUGUCUUUGUGAAAACCAGUGCCCUGGAGUUCUACACGUACAAUACUGAGGGCAGGUUCCUCCGUUUAGCCGAGACGAAAAAGUUGAACAUUAGUUGGUAUAUCUACACCCAUGAAAGCAGGUUGGUGCUUCUGGCCUCGGGAAUACAGUGCAAGAGUUUUACUGGUUAUCAGUUGUCAUCUUCUGGAAUAGUCCGCCUACCCAGGUUCGAGAUGGUGAUGGCCAAACGUGAGGGUAAUAACAGGCCCAUUCUUGCUGCCGAAGAUGUCCAUCUUAUCACUGUGUACGGUCGGAUUUAUUGCCUGCAGUUUGAUAGAGUUGCAAUGGUACUAAACUUGUAUAGGUUUUAUCGAGAUGCUGUUGGUUCUCUGCCAGCAUACUCCAAUAGAAUUGCAUUGAGUGUAGUUGAUAAUGUUUUGCUGGUUCAUCAAGUGGAAGCAAAGGUUGUCAUUAUAUACGACAUAUAUGAAGAUUCAAAAGCACCCAUCUCUGCUCCCCUUCCUUUAUUUCUGAGAGGUCUUUCAAAGUCCAACGAAGCAUCGACUCAAACUAACUGCAAAGAUGAUGGGGGUUCAGAUUUGAAAGAUCUAAGUGAUGCUGAAAUUACUAUCUAUGGAGAUCGGUGGAACUUUCUUGUUCCUGAUCUCGUAUGUGAUGUUUCAAAUGGGUUUUUGUGGAAAAUCAAUGUGGAUCUGGAGGCUGUUUCAGCCAGUAGCUCAGAAGUUUCACUGAUCCUUGAAUUUUUGCAAAGAAGGAAAUUAGAAGCAGACAAGGCAAAACAGCUAUGCUUGACUGUUGUUCGUACUAUUAUUUUGGAACGGAAGCCCAUUCCUGUUGUUUCCUCGGCAAUAAAUGCUCUACUCACAGCAUAUGCACAUGCAAUUAAAACAGGCAGUUAUUACAAGAGGAUUAUAGCCGAGGAAGCUUCUCCAUCCGUUGCUUCUAACCCAAGCAGGCCCAGUGAAGAACCUGGCAGCAGCAAUGAGAAUGAACCUAUUAACAGAUAUAAUUUUCCGAACUCGGAUUCCAAUGGUAGUUUAAGUUUGGACUCCCAUAAUCUUGAUCCUUUUUCUAUUGGUCAAAUAGAAAGUCCUAAUGACCAGUUGAACCCAAAUGCUUCUGGGCGGCAACAAACUCAAGUGACUUGUUCGGCGGCUACUUCACCCGAGGACUUUUACACAUCUGUUUUCGCUCUAGUUGAGGAGGAGAUGGCAGGGGACGGGUCAUACUUGACUGCUAUCAUUGUCGAAUUUUUUCGGAGUGCGAGCUUGGAAAAGUUGAAGGUGCAUCCUAAUACCUAUGUCCUCAUGGUACAGAUACUUACGCGGGAUGAGAGAUAUGCCGAACUCGGAUUAUUUGUAAUGAACAAGAUUAUUGAGCAUUCAAAGGAAGUAGCGCUGCAACUACUGGAGUCUGGCCGCCAGAACAUUGAGAUAAGAAAGUUAGGUCUGGAUAUGCUGAGAGAGCUCUCGUUACAUCAUGACUAUAUUUUAUUGCUUGUGCAAGAUGGAUAUUAUCUUGAAGCCCUUCGUUAUGCUCGGAAGAAUAAGGUGAACACAGUCCGGCCCUCAUUGUUUCUUGAAGCGGCUUACUCGUCUAAGGACCCACAACGUAUAGCUGCUGUUUUGAGAUUCUUUUGUGAUUUCAUUCCGGGCUUCAAGAGCACUUCCGAUCACCAGACUUACCAUCGUCUUGUAGCUGAGAUGAAUUCAUGA
Striga hermonthica is the source of this 2121-nucleotide messenger RNA. The record is from the annotation of a GenBank genome assembly. Lineage: Eukaryota; Viridiplantae; Streptophyta; Magnoliopsida; Lamiales; Orobanchaceae.